AUGGGAGAUAUCUCCAUGAUGAACAAAUCUCCUGUUAACCUCUCCGAGAAGCUUUUCGUACUAACCAACGACGUGAUCUCAAGAAUCACAUUUGGCAAGACAGGCAAGCUUGGGCAGAGUUUUAUCUCGGUGUGCAAGAAAUUGUUGGUGUUGGCCUCUGGAUUUUGUGUAGCUGAUAUGUUCCCCUCACUGAGCUUUAUCGACACUCUCAGUGGAUUGAGAUCCGUGUCAGAGAAACUUCGGCGUGAGAUGGAUGAGAUCCUUGAGGAGAUAAUCAAGGAGCACAAAGAGAAGAGAACCAUGACAAUUAGCAACAAAGGGGAUGAUGAACAAGAGGAAGAUCUGGUCGACGUUCUUUUAGGGCUGAAGGAAAAUGGUGGACUUGAGUUCCCUCUCACGGACACCAACAUCAAGGGCGUAAUCAUGGAUAUGUUCGUCGCAGGGACCAAGACAGCAUCAACAACGAUGGUAUGGGCGAUGGCGGAACUAAUGAGGCACCCUGAGAUGAUGGAGAAGGCUCAAGCGGAGGUGCAGUGA
Molecule: messenger RNA, 537 nt
Organism: Phoenix dactylifera (date palm)
Lineage: Eukaryota; Viridiplantae; Streptophyta; Magnoliopsida; Arecales; Arecaceae
Source: RefSeq, a predicted model, not a curated record